Messenger RNA from Andrographis paniculata, 1452 nucleotides. RefSeq names its product probable amino acid permease 7. NCBI's taxonomy places the organism in Eukaryota, Viridiplantae, Streptophyta, Magnoliopsida, Lamiales, Acanthaceae. Gene Ontology annotation, cellular component: plasma membrane. The transcript has 6 exons. The record is from RefSeq and is a predicted model, not a curated record. The coding region runs from base 7 to 1452 and encodes 481 amino acids.
GAGAGUAUGAGAACAUCAACAUCAGAUUCAGACUCAGAUUCCAACAAGAACCAAUAUCCGUCCCUACUACUACACCCACUUGUUACGACCACAGAUAUUCACCAUUCAAACUCCAUUCCCACCAAAAGAACUGGGACGACAUGGACGGCGGGGGCUCACAUAAUCACCGGUGUGAUCGGCUCCGGCGUGCUGUCGCUGCCGUGGAGCAUAGCGCAGCUGGGCUGGAUUCUCGGGCCUUUGUGCAUACUGUUCUUCGCUGUGAUCACAGUUGCCUCAGCUUUCCUCACUGCCGACUGUUAUCGCUUUCCCGACCCGGAAUCCGGGCCUCUUAGGAACACCAGUUAUGUCAAGGCUGUCACCCUCAUCUUAGGUAAGAAGCAAGCAUGGUUGUGUGGUUUGCUUGUUCAGAUCAGCUACUACGGGUCAGCAGUUGCUUAUACCAUCACUUCUGCUCUUUGCUUCAGUGCGAUACAGAGGUCGAACUGCUACCACUAUAAUGGCCAUGCCGCGCCUUGCGAAAAUGAUGACAAAACCUAUAUGCUCAUAUUUGGCAUCCUUCAAAUAUUCGUCUCGCAGAUACCCAAUUUCCACAGCAUGGAGUGGCUAUCCUCCGUUGCUGCGGUUAUGUCCUUCUCUUAUGCCUCCAUUGGGCUCGGAUUAGGCGCUUCCAAAGCCAUUGGUGAUGGAGUUAUUAAGGGAAGCAUUACUGGAGUUAUGGAUUCUCCCGGCAGUCAGAAGCUAUGGCUGGUUUCUCAGGCAGUAGGCGACAUUGCUUUCGCCUAUCCUUUUUCCGUCCUUGUCCUUGCUAUACAGGAUACGUUGAAAUCUCCGCCACCUGAGAACAGGACUAUGAAGCGAGCAUCAGUAAUAUCUAUUGCUCUCACAACGUUUUACUAUCUUGGCUGUGGAGGCUUUGGGUAUGCAGCAUUUGGCGAUCAAACGCCCGGUAAUAUCUUGACAGGUUUUGGCUUCUACGAGCCCUACUGGCUCAUCGACUUUGCCAAUGCAUGCAUCGUCCUCCACUUAGUCGGAGGCUACCAGGUGUAUUCUCAGCCGCUAUUUGCAGCAGCCGAAAACUGGAUGGGGGAGCAUUUCCCGGACAACUCAUUUGUAACCAAAACCUACAUUCUAAAACUGCCAUUGUUGCCUGAUCUGAAGAUAAGCCUUCAGAGGGUAUGUUUCAGGACAGCUUAUGUUGCCUCAGGAACUGCUAUUGCAGUAAUUUUUCCUUUCUUCAAUGAGGUUUUGGGAAUUCUUGGGGCACUAUCUUUCUGGCCCUUAGCCAUAUAUUUUCCAGUGGAGAUGUGUCUGAGGAGGAAAGGGAUUGAAGCCUGGACAACGGAGUGGCUUGUCCUAAGGGGUUUUAGCUUUGGGUGUUUUGUGAUAGCAUUGUUUGCUUUUGUGGGAUCUGUUGAAGGGGUCAUAGCUGCACUUUUUGGUCCUGUUAAAUAA